AUGACUAAUAGUGAAAUAGUUAAUCAAUACAUUCCCAGUAAUGACAGAGCUGACGGAAAACCAAUGACUGUUCUUGGAUUAUAUUGGAAUCCAAAGGAAGAUACAAUUGCACUAAAACCUACGGAAGCCCAUGAAGUCGAGACUAUAACCAAGCGUGUUAUCCUGAAAGUCGUAGCUUCAACAUUUGAUCCGCUUGGAUUAUUUUCUCCAGUAACUUUGAAUGGAAAGCUGCUGAUGCAACAGCUGUGGAAAGAGAAGCUUGAUUGGGAUGAUAUCGUUUCAGAUGAACAUGUCCAAGAGUGGAAAACAAUCAAGCUCGAUCUUGAAAGGAUACCCACCUUCAAAUUGAAAAGAUGUGUUACCAAUGAAGCUGAUGACAGUGUGACCUACAGUUUGGUGUGUUUUUGUGACGCCUCUGAAAGGGCGUAUUCGUCGGCUAUUUAUCUUCGCCAAAUAACCGACAGGGCCAUCAAAGUAGAGCUUAUCUUUUCUAAGGCAAGACUUGCUCCUGUGAAAGGAAUGACCAUUCCAAAAUUAGAGAUAAUGGCAGUUGUCAUCGGUGUUAGAUGUUUAGAGUAUGUUCAGAGUCAGGUCGGUGUGCCGAUUGAACAAUCGGUGUUAUACACCGAUUCUCAAUGUGUAUUAAAGUGGAUUUCAUCUGAGAAGAAACUUCCGGUGUUUGUUCAAAAUAGGGUAAAUGAGAUCAAGAAGCACACCGGUAUAAGAUUUGCAUAUGUAAAGACAACUGAAAACCCAGCUGAUAUCGCUACACGUGGAUAUACUGUUGAAAAGCUUACUAAAAGUGAAUUGUGGUGGAACGGACCAUCUUGGUUAAUGGACAGGUGUUAUAGUGUUCAUUGUGACUCAGAAUCAACAAUGUGCGUAUCAGAUACAUGCGUAUGUGUUGAACUGGGAAAUGAGCCAAGUGGUGAAAAUGAAAAUCAGAAGCAUGAACUCAAAACGAGCGACGAGUGUAAUGCACCGUUUGAUAUUCGGUAUGACACAUUCUCUUCCGUGACGAGACUCAUACGAGUUACAGCAUAUGUGAAACGAUACUUAGAUAAUCUGAGAUCUCCAGAAAAUAAGAAACGUGGUGCUCUCUCAACUUCAGAAAUAUGUGAAGCAGAGUGGUUAUGGUUAAAGUACAUUCAGAAGAAACACUAUGGAGACGUUUAUCUGGCUAUCAGCAGCAAGAAACCUAACAACCUACAACGUCAGCUAAACUUGACUCUAGACGACAGGGGUAUUUUGCGUUGCAGGGGAAGACUGCAAUAUGCAGAACUCACUGAAGGUUCGCGAAAUCCAAUACUGUUGCCUAGAAACGACAGGUUCACUCAACUGUUGAUUGAACAACAUCACAAACAAAUCAUGCACUGUGGAGUUUCUCAAACAUUAAGCUGUGUGCGUUACAAGUACUGGAUUCCUCAAGGACGAGCAGUGGUUAAAUCAGUACUUCGUCAGUGUAAUGUGUGUCGUCGUUCUGAAGGCGGUCCGUACAAAGUUCCGGAGAUGCCACCUCUGCCAAAAUCACGAGUGACAUCAGCACAGCCAUUUACAAACACAGGACUGGAUUAUUUGGGUCCCUUAUACAUCAAAUCGGCUGCUGAAAAGAAGAAAAUCUGGCUGUGUCUAUUUACCUGCUUAGUAACCCGUGCAAUACAUUUAGAGGUAGUGCAAGAGUUUCUCCUUUCAUUCAGGAGAUUUGUAGCAUUGCGUGGUGUUCCGAAUGCAAUAACGUCCGACAACGCAUUACAGUUUAAAACAGCUGGCGCUACAAUGGAUAUGUUGUGGUCACACACACUUAAACACGAGGACGUUACUAGUUAUAUGUCCGAAAACAGAAUAAAGUGGCAUUUUAUUGUCGAACGUGCACCAUGGUUUGGCGGAUUCUAUGAGAGGCUUGUUGGCUUAGUUAAGAGGUCAUUACGCAAGACACUUGGCCGGAAGUUGCUAACUUUGAUUCAAAUGCAAACAGUUAUGAGAGAAGUUGAAGCGGUAGUGAACGCAAGACCGCUCGUGUAUGUUGAUGACGACAUCAACUCAACCAUUUUCUGA
Messenger RNA from Mya arenaria, 2055 nucleotides. RefSeq lists its product as uncharacterized. NCBI's taxonomy places the organism in Eukaryota, Metazoa, Mollusca, Bivalvia, Myida, Myidae. The record is from RefSeq and is a predicted model, not a curated record. Gene Ontology annotation, biological process: DNA integration. The transcript has a single exon. The coding region runs from base 1 to 2055 and encodes 684 amino acids. Gene Ontology annotation, molecular function: nucleic acid binding.